AUGAACGCGCCCACUUCCCACACACCCGUCGUCGCCAUUGUCGCGUGCCUCAUGCCCGACAUGGGCAUCGGCUACGCGGGCAAGCUUCCGUGGAAGCUUGCACGCGAGAUGAAGUAUUUCCGAGAGGUCACGUCGCGGACCGUGGACCCGUCGAAGCAAAACGCGGUUGUCAUGGGCCGCAAAACGUGGGAGUCGAUUCCGCCUCGGUUCCGCCCGCUGCCGGGACGUACGAACGUUGUCGUUUCGCGUCAGUUCUCGCACGCACUGGAGCCUGCGGGCCCGAAGGGCCCCGCAGGCGUGUUCCACAGCAACUCGCUGCACAGGUGCCUGGAACUGCUCCCGCAGCGGGUCGCGUCGCUGGAACGCAUCUACGUCGUUGGCGGCGCCGAGAUAUACGCCCAGAGCUACACGCUGUGCGACGCGAUGCUUCUGACCGAGAUCGAGCCAGCCCCUGGCGCCGAGCCGCCCCAGAUGGACACGUUUCUCGACCGCGUGGCAGUCGCAGAGCGGUUCGAGCGCCAGGGCUCUGUCGACGCGUUUGUGCCGCCAGGCGUCACGCUGCCGGACCCGGAAACGGUGCUUGAGAACGGGUUCCAGUACCGGUUCGCGCUCUACACGCGACGGGUUACGUAA
Lachancea mirantina is the source of this 633-nucleotide messenger RNA. Lineage: Eukaryota; Fungi; Ascomycota; Saccharomycetes; Saccharomycetales; Saccharomycetaceae. The record is from the annotation of a GenBank genome assembly.